AUGGCCGGCUCUGGUGCUGUUUGUUGGUUGUUGGUUGUUGGUUGUUGUGGACCAAAGUCAAACACAUCCACAAGGGAGCCCUACCGUCUCCGCAUAACGCAGGAGUCGCCGCAGACGCGCGCGACGCAAAUUCGCGAUGAUCAGCAAGUGUUGCAGUUCAUUUCGGGACUGAAAACCCUCCCUGAGGCGCUGGGCAUCUUCGAAACGACCCCGCUAUCUCGAGGCCAGUCACGUGCUUCCGCCAUCGGUUGCGUUCGGCGCCAUCACCGUCAUCGUUCCGCCCGCCCCUAUACCAAUCGGUCAAACAGACGACUCCAGCCAUUAAUGAGUCGAGUGCUCACCGACUCGCAACCCUCCAAUACUACCACGCGGGUUGUCCAGAAUACAGACAAGCUCACCGUCGUGGCUCGAUCGUACCUACGCGGGACUAAGUAUUUCUUUAGUUUAGAUGGCUCGCCCACGAAUUAAACUUGAG
Ilyonectria robusta is the source of this 475-nucleotide messenger RNA. RefSeq lists its product as uncharacterized. The transcript has 2 exons. Lineage: Eukaryota; Fungi; Ascomycota; Sordariomycetes; Hypocreales; Nectriaceae. The record is from RefSeq and is a predicted model, not a curated record. Bases 1 to 468 code for a protein of 155 amino acids.